This is a messenger RNA of Maylandia zebra (zebra mbuna), 4974 nucleotides long. The record is from RefSeq and is a predicted model, not a curated record. Lineage: Eukaryota; Metazoa; Chordata; Actinopteri; Cichliformes; Cichlidae.
AGCAAAUUAAUGGGCACCAGCGCAGAGAAAAUUGUUCUAGACUGACACCAUGGAUGAAGCUGCAGGAUGGUCUCCGAGUGGCUCCCAUGGAGCUCGGCAAUAGGAUGCAAGUGUGUGUCUCCAUCUGUUUGCUCCCACAGAUGACUUCCCAUCUUUGCUUACUCAUCCUGUCUGGCUUGGCAGUCUCAUCCCAGUUUGGUUUGGAGGAUGUUUUCUUCAGUCCGCAGGACCAGACAGUCAGAGAAGGAGAGGGAGUUUUCCUCCGGUGUGUAUCAGGGGAGAGUUCACCUCCUGCAAGCAUCACAUGGCUCAAAGAUGGAAAGGUGGUCACAAGAGGUAGACAGAUUCAGGGUGAAUAUGGAGGUGGGCACCAGAAGAAAACGUCAGGCACUCUUCAUCUUUUCAACGUAACAUUAGAAGAUGAAGGGGUUUACGUUUGUGUCACACACAAUCCUUCACUGAACAUCAGCAAGAAGAGCAGACAAGCCAGACUUACUGUGCAGGGGGUCCCUCGGAGGCUGCAGUUCAUCCAGGGCCCUGACAACAUCACUGUUGCUAUAGGAACUGAAGUCUCCAUGCACUGCAGUGUUCUCGGCUUCCCUGUUCCCAUGGUGCACUGGUUCAAAGACGGGUGCCUCCUGAUGAACUGCUCCGGCUCGUUCAGCCUCCAAAACAAUGGACAGCUGCUCACAUUCAGAAAUGUGAGCAAGGAGCAUGAGGGCUCAUAUCACUGUGAAGCAUCAAACCAGAAAGAGACAAUCAGGUCGCAGCCAGCCUUCCUACUUCCAGCUGAAAUGGACUGGAGUUUUGUGCAGCAGCCCACAAAUCUAACGGUGAAGAGCGGCAAAAAUGUUACGGUAACCUGUAGGCCUCCGUACAGCAGACCAGCAGCGCAGGUGUCCUGGUUUAAAAACAACCGGCUUCUCACUCCCACUGAAAAUGUAACAAUGCUGCCCAGUGGAGACCUCUUCAUCCACAGUGUGCAGGAGCACGAUAGUGGCAGCUACUUCUGCAGGGCCUCAAACACCCAUCUUCAAAGAUUUCUUACCUCGAGACGAGCAACACUCAGUGUUUUGGCCCCUCCAUCCGUCAAGCUAUGGCCCCAGGUAUUGACGGUGCCUUUGGGUGCUCAGGUGGUGCUGGAAUGUCAGGUGUCUGGCCACCCUUUACCGUCCAUCAGCUGGAUGAAAAGAGGCCACACCAAGCAGACAGGAGGCAAAAUUGCAUUGGGACAGAGAAAUGCCACUCUCUACAUCCAGUCAGUCCGGAGCUACGAUGAGGGGGUGUAUGUGUGCGAGGCAUCCAACACACUGGGACAAAGCCAUGGCACAGCACUCCUGAGAGUUGCUGUGAGCCCUUUAAUAGUGGUCUUUAAAGAUCAGGUGACCUACACGAUUGGGACUUUAGUGGUCCUGCCCUGCAGAGCAAUGGGGAUUCUCCCUAUCACAUACACCUGGACGAGGGGCAGAACAGAGCCACAGUCCCCUAUCAGUACCACCGAAGGCAGACACAUAGAUGAAGAUGGGUCCCUGCAUAUUUCCAGUGUGCAGUACUCUGAUGCAGGAGAGUAUUACUGCACUGCUGAGAACCGAGCAGGACGACAUCAGAAACGGAUGAUCCUCAUCAUCACAGAUCGACCUUCUGAUAGAGGGAGACGGACAAGACUGGUUUUGUCUGCUAGCACCAGCGAUAAUGAACAACGUCCAGCUUCCAAGUGGAGCGACUCAGUAGCCGAGCAGCGCUUUAAAACAACACGUUACCCACAUGUACAGGAAAAGCAUAAUGAGACAACAUGUACCAACCCAGUCAGUGCAACUACACUUCCAACAUUUUUAAGAAAAGCCGGGGCUGAGCUAGAUAUGCCAUUGAGGACCCUUGCCCAUGUUUUACAUCACCAUUUGAAACAGCCAACAACCAAUUCUACCCAGUCGUUACUCAGUCAGAUCAAGCCUCCUCUUCACCUGAACCUCCAAUCAGAAGCUCUACACACCCAAGUACCAAUGACCAUUAAACCACAUUUUAUUUCACACAGUGAACCAGCUGCAACACAGAGCCUGGCACCUGAAGUAACCAGUGGAGUGUUGGUCGAAACCCUUCAGCAUUCAUUCAGUGAAAGUCGAUCCCAUUUGAGACAAAUGCCAUCAAAAUUUCAGCAUUCAGCCAGUAACAAGUUGUUUAUAGUGCCCAGUUCUCAGGACCAUUCUGUGCCUCAAGUUAAUCAAAUUGCAGAGACAUCAGUAACUCAGCAACCAUCUCAGCUACGUGUUACUGGACCUUUUGGCUUUCUAAAAUUGGACCCCUUCAUGGCAACUCCAACACCAAAUCCUGUUACCCACGCUAAGAUGAGACACUCCGAUUCAGUCACCCUGACAGUUGCCUACAAAACAUCAUCAUUUCAGCCUUUGCAACCUUCACCAACCCUCUCACAAACAACUCAAACUGAUCCUCAACACUCCUCUACCUUAAGUUUUUUACCAAAGUUUCAUCUUGAGCUUUCUACAAUUCAGUAUAAUCUGCCUUCAACAGAACUUCCAUCUUCUUUAAUCCCCACGCCUCCAAUAUCCGAAAUUCAUCUUUCAACAACAACACCUUCAGCCAGUUCCAAACUUUCUCAAACCCAACCUGAAUCAUCUCCAACACAAAAUUCACAGCUUCCAUUCUCCACCAUCCGCCCUUCAGAUCAGUCACUCCAUCCUUCAUUGUUAGACGCUGAGGUAGUCCAACAGGUCAACAGGUCACAUUGGCUGAAUACUACUCAUGAAAGUCAUCCAGUUCAGCCAGAGCUCACAGACUGGUUGAAAAGGAACACUUCCCAGUCACCCAUGACUAGCAAUGAUCCCAGAGUGAAGCAGCAAUCACCAUCAUGGCUGCCUGUGCUGGAAAAACAUGACAUCCCCAUUGUGGUGGGAGUGGGUGUAUCUUUGGCUUUCAUCUUUAUCACUGUUACCUUCUAUUCUGUGGUACAAAAGAAUGAACCCGCACCAACAAGCCGAGCAGCUCAGAGGAAUUUAGGUGUUCCCAUACGACAUGCUGAACGUCGAGCAGCAGGACGUACGUAUGAAAACAGAGCGUUUGAAGAUGACGACUGUGUUGCAGUGAUUGAACAGAGCCCCAACACAUCAGAAACCAGAGCCAGACCCCCAGGGCCCAGCUUGGUUACGGUGCAGAUGGAGAGCACGUUUGAUGAACUACAAGAGGAUACCCAGCGCUCUCUGGACAACCACUCAGUCACUGUAGAGACGUACCCUGAGCCUAUUCUUGACAUCAAGACUGAUCCUUCUCUGGAGGAGGAGAAAGGGUGCAGUUUGUCCCAGCCCAGCAUUCAGGUGCACUGUACUGAGGAUUGGACCAGUAACAGAGGAGACAACCAAAGCCCAUGCCAGGACACGUUGCCUCCUCCCUCACCCUUAAUCUCCCGUUCUCCUUCCCCAUCACCACCAUCCAGGCGGGAGGAAAGCGUGCACUCUUCUUUAACACUGCAGAGUGCUGAGCCAUGCGUUGCACCUAUCCACCACAGUCUCAGCAUUUCACAUGGCAACCCUCCACUGUUGCUGUCUCACAACGUCUCUGUGGGCCUCACCACAGUAGCUGUUGAUGUCCAUUUUUACCCUGCAGCUACUGCUCCAAUGGCAGUAGGGACUAGUACUCACAUUAAUUCAGUUUCAAACUCCUCAGCAGUGACUGCACCUCUUUUUAGCCCCACGUUAGCUAACAGCCAGGAGAAUGAUCAGUCAGCUUCCAGGCUGCAUCAGUGUAAAUAGCUACAUUAUAGGACAAAUCAUCUUCAGUGCUGGCACACAUUAAGUGAAAUGGGAACAAAGCUUUGGCUAGCUUGAUGGUGUGGAGAUAGGAAUGCAUAGAUUACUAACGGGCUGUCUAGCUGAUCCAAAUCACAUUUAAGAGUGUUUUACACCAGUGGUGAUAAGCAGAAUAUUAUAUUUCUCUUGGAGUUCAUUUAGAGAUUUUUUCUGUGUGAAAAAAAAAAAAAAAAUGUGAAAAAAAGUGAUGCAGACCAGAGUCAAACACCUAUAGGUGUGAAAAUGCCGCAAGUGACAAAGUGAGGAAAGUUGCAGCAAAAGACAAAGUAAUAUGACACCUGAGUAAUUUGCAAAAGAACACAUUAUAAUAACUCAGUUCUCUUUGCCAUUAAGUAUGAAACUAGAACCAGCAGAAAGGCCAGCUAAACUUGCUAUAGAUAAUGAUGUGCCAUCAUCAGUAGUUGCUGAUGAAACCCCAGUUUAUCAGUUCACCUUACACAUCUGUGCAGUGUCACAGGUGCUAUUCGUAGCAAUUGUGCAAAACAGUUUUUUAUGUUUGUGCAAGGAUUUAACACACCUAGAUUAAAUCUGUUAAAUAUUGACGAGUAGAGGUAAGUGUUAGCAGAUUUCCCAGUUUCUAGUUGUCAUAACCAAACAGUGCUAAUGUUUUCUUGGCUUUAGCUGCAUACUUGAUGCAUGAGUGGAAUCCUCAUGCACACUUUUUGCCAAGGAAUACAAAUACAUUUCCCAAAAUGAAUGUAAAACAGCUGACUAAGGAAGCAAAUAUUCAGUAUUAGCAUUCACAUUGUUUUUCUUAAUAUAUGUAUUUAUUAGCUUUAGGGCACAAUUUAUGUGUUAUACUUAAUUGGCUACGUUUACUGUCAGGUUGUUUUGUUUUGUUCUUUAACCCUGAAAGAGAAAAUGUAUAUGUAGUAUGAAUUUAUCUGUUUUACAGGCCUAAAUGGAUGUAGGGUAGUUUGAGUAAAAAUACUGUAAUUUGUGUCUUUUUCUGUUAAACAGCCAAGGAUACAUGCUUUGCAAUUUUUUUGUGAUCCAGUCCUGCAAACCUGUUUUGGUUCAUGACUCAUCAUUAUGUUGAGGUUGACUGUUACACCUUUUUGAAACCAAAGGAUGGUAACUGGUAUGUCAGUGAACAUGUAGGCAGUACACCAAAAAUAGUUACACUGGAGGAGCACCUUCAUGCUGUUAAAAUGUU